AUGGCUGUUUUAGCGACGAUCCACACCAAUUUCCUCUCCUCCUCGAUCAACCGUCGUAAAUUACCCUAUCGUUUGUCCUUCAGAAGCCCUCGCUAUUCCAUUCCUUCCACUUCCUUGCCUGCUCGACGACACGUAAGCUGUGGUUCGGGGACCGGAGAUGGCGUUGCCAGGCGCUCUGCGAAUUUCCCUCCGAACUUCUUCGACUACAACUUCGUGCAGUGUCUCUCCACUGACUACACAGAGGAGAAAUACAAGGCCCAAGUGAAGAUGUUGAAGGAAGAUGUGAAGGGCAUGUUCGGUGAAGCGAUGGAUCACGUGGCCAAGCUCGAGUUCAUCAAUGCCGUCCAAGGGCUUGGACUGCAGUACCAUUUCGACGCAGAGAUAAAGCAGGCGCUUGAGCUCGUUCAUGGUGGUUCCGAGGAUGCUUGGGCGCUUCUUGACGAUCUCCAUGCCGCGGCUCUCCAGUUUAGGCUCCUUAGACAGCAUGGCUACGUCGUCUCGCAAGAUGUGUUCAAAAGAUUCAUGAACGAAACAGGCGGCUUCAAGGCAUCGCUCCGCGAGGAUACAAAGGGGCUUUUGAGUCUCUACGAAGCUUCUUUCCACGGAUUCGAGGAUGAGGCCAUAAUCGACAAAGCCAAAGCCUUCUCGUACAAGUAUCUUAAGGAGAUUAAUGUUGAAGGCACUGCUGCUAAUUUGUGCGAGAAAGUGUCGCGCGCUCUGGACAUGCCCAUCCACUGGAGGCCGAAUCGACUGGAGGCCCGAUGGUUCAUUAAGAUGUACGAAGAAGAGCCGGACGUGAAUCCGACCUUGCUCCGCCUCGCGAAAUUAGAUUUCAACUAUCUGCAAUCGAUUUAUAAGAAAGAAUUUAGCAAGAUGGCGAGGUGGUGGGUUGAAUUGGGCUUGUACGAGUUGAACGUGUUUAGGGACAGAAUGACCGAGUGUUACAUAUGGAGUGUCAUCAUGGCAUUUGAACCGGAGUUUGGACCAUUCAGGGAGAUGAUGACCAUCGUCAAUUGUUUUAUAACGCUCAUGGAUGACAUCUACGAUGUAUUUGGCACCUUGGAAGAGCUCGAGCUCCUCACAGAUAUCAUCGAUAGGUUUGAGUGUUGUCUCUCCGACCUUGUUGUUGAUUAUUACGUAUCACAAGAACCCCAUGUCGACUAA
Messenger RNA from Syzygium oleosum, 1164 nucleotides. RefSeq names its product alpha-terpineol synthase, chloroplastic-like. Bases 1 to 1164 code for a protein of 387 amino acids. NCBI's taxonomy places the organism in Eukaryota, Viridiplantae, Streptophyta, Magnoliopsida, Myrtales, Myrtaceae. The record is from RefSeq and is a predicted model, not a curated record. The transcript has 4 exons. Gene Ontology annotation, molecular function: magnesium ion binding; terpene synthase activity.